UGGUGUGCAGUCUGAAGUGUUGUGUGGACUGAUAUUAUAGUUUCAAAUUCCAUCGUGUGAACUGGAUUUUACAAAUUAUUUACUUGCUCUCUAUUUUUGAUUAGUAAACAAUCAAAAACAUGGCAUACAAGGCGAGAUUAAAAGAAUUUGAUAACAUUCUAAAUAAGGACGUCAUAAAUUUACGAGAUCUUCAAAAACUAGCAUUUAAUGGUAUCCCAGAUGACCAAGGUAAAAGAGCACUAUGUUGGAGGUUGUUGUUGAAUUAUUUACCUACAGAAAAGGCAAGCUGGAGUACACAUUUGAAAACAAAGAGAGAUUUAUACCAGCAAUUUAUUGAUGAAAUGAUAGUAACGCCCGGCUGUAAAGAAGCGGAUGGAGGUGUAAACGACCAUCCCUUAAGUGUGAAUCCCGAUAGCGAAUGGCAAGCAUUUUUUAAAGAUAACGAAGUCCUCUUACAAAUCGAUAAAGAUGUAAGGCGUCUAUGUCCUGAUAUAUCAUUUUUUCAACAGCCCACCGAAUUUCCUUGUAGCGUAGUUGUAAAUAGUAUGGACGUAAAACGUCUUCACCGGAGGGUUGAAAGACGUGUCUUAAAGUCGGCGAACGUCGAGAGAAAAGGAUUAGGAAUCACGAAGCAGAUAGCGCUAUCCUUAAAAAAGGCAACGGAGGAUUACGCGCCGAUGGACGAAGGCCAGGAGGCUCACUGGGAGGUGGUCGAGCGCAUUUUAUUUCUGUACGCGAAACUAAAUCCUGGGCAAAGCUACGUACAGGGCAUGAACGAAAUUCUCGGACCUAUUUAUUACGCUUUCGCAUCGGAUCCUGAUGUUACGUACAGAGAGUGGGCGGAAGCGGAUAGUUUCUUUUGCUUUACGAAUUUGAUGUCUGAGAUUAGGGACUUCUUCAUUAAGACUUUAGAUGAGGCGGAGUGCGGCAUAAAUAACAUGAUGACUCGAAUGUUGACGCAGUUGAAGAAUAGCGAUUUAGAUGUGUGGUUAAAGUUUCAACAGCUCGAAUUACGACCGCAAUAUUAUAGCUUCAGAUGGAUCACUUUGCUGUUAUCGCAAGAGUUUCCGUUACCAGAUGUGUUAAGAAUAUGGGAUUCUUUGUUUUCUGAUGAAAAACGGUUUAGUUUCCUUAUUUAUAUUUGUUGUGCAAUGAUUAUAAUAAUAAGACAUCAACUUUUGAAUGGCGAUUUUCCGUCGGACAUAAAACUGCUACAGAAUUACCCUUCCAUGGACGUACAAAUCAUUUUAUCAAAAGCGGACGAACUGUCAAAGAAGUUAUAUUAGCCAUCAUACACACAAGAUAUAGUUACCGGUGAUAUUAAAAGUUGCUUCUGUACAAUUAUUCAAUAUUUCGUCCCUUAAAGAUUAUCGUUAGCAAUCUUUAAGCUACUUACUUAAAUGUUGUGUUUAUAAGAUUUAUGUUAUUCCUAUUUCUAAUUUUAUAAUGUAUAAAUCUAGACUCAAUUGUACUUCUUAGCUCUCUAGUAAAUAUUGGUAUAUA
Messenger RNA from Photinus pyralis (common eastern firefly), 1503 nucleotides. Its product is annotated as TBC1 domain family member 13. The record is from RefSeq and is a predicted model, not a curated record. The coding region runs from base 120 to 1286 and encodes 388 amino acids. Gene Ontology annotation, biological process: activation of GTPase activity; intracellular protein transport. NCBI's taxonomy places the organism in Eukaryota, Metazoa, Arthropoda, Insecta, Coleoptera, Lampyridae. The transcript is spliced from 9 exons. Gene Ontology annotation, molecular function: GTPase activator activity.